ACAAAGCAAAAUAAACAAGGUAAAUAGUGUAAUUUUGUUAUUAAAAUUCUGCUGAAAAUGGUUUGCGAGAAAUGCGAAUCCAAGUUGACUAAGGUGUCAGCGCCCAAUCCAUGGAAAACAAGCAAUGCAACAGCAGGCGGCCGCAAGGUCAAUGAGAACAAAGCAUUGUCAAGCGCCAAAGAACGUUUUAACCCUAUGGGAAGCGCCUUAAAGCCAUGUCGCAUUUGCCGACAGAAGGUACAUCAAAUGGGAGCUUACUACUGUCAAGCAUGCGCUUAUAAGAAGGCCAUUUGCUCCAUGUGUGGCAAGAAAAUAUUAAACACCAAAAAUUAUAAACAGAGCUCUACGUAAUAUGCAAUUUUAAUAUUUAGUAACAACGCAUUGAUCAUAAGCCUAGUGUACAAACUUAUAGUAUAUAAUUAAAUAGUUCUGACCUUAACUACUUUGG
Drosophila busckii is the source of this 448-nucleotide messenger RNA. Its product is annotated as cysteine-rich PDZ-binding protein. The record is from RefSeq and is a predicted model, not a curated record. Gene Ontology annotation, molecular function: PDZ domain binding; microtubule binding. Gene Ontology annotation, cellular component: dendrite. The transcript is spliced from 2 exons. NCBI's taxonomy places the organism in Eukaryota, Metazoa, Arthropoda, Insecta, Diptera, Drosophilidae. The coding region runs from base 58 to 351 and encodes 97 amino acids. Gene Ontology annotation, biological process: cytoplasmic microtubule organization.